AUGGGCGAUCAUUCGGAGAAGCAUAUACACUUCCAAGACGGCGAUUAUGGCUCUGAUGGAUAUUCCGACGACGAUGGCAAAGCAGUCGAGGUCGUCUUCGAUCCAGGGAAUCCCUACCGCCGCAAGAGCUCCAUGGUAGCCUCAGAGAUUAAAGCCCCUGUGAUGCGCCACCCUAAUCGUCGCGAUGAGUGCCUUGUCCACCAAUUCCUCGAUAGCCAACGACGCGCAAAAGACGCUGCCUGUUCAGCAAGCGAUCUCGACUCGGAAACGUCAAUGGGAAAUGGCUCCUCGUACAUAAGCAGCCGCCCAGAUCCAAGUCAAGCCAGCCUUCACAAGGCCUUCAAUGGCGAUAGCCUGGAAACCGCGCGCAACGAGGGGCACGACUCGAUCGCCGACCCGAAAGCCAAGAAGUGUCGUGCUGUUGUAGAGCCUGGUAGUAUGGACCAUUCUGGCCAAGCUGACCAGCAGGCUUGGACCCAGCAGAUGACCAAGAGCAUGUCUGAGUUUGACCUGGGAAGUUACCAGGAAGACGUGCGAAGUCGUCUGCUCACAAAGCAGCAGCUCAGCGACAUGGCAUGGGGUGUAAGAGAACUAAGCCGCCGGCUAAGCAGCAUGCGCCUCCGAUUCAAGGUCAAGAGCAUCUUCAUCCUGACAAAGAUUUACGACCAAGACUUGAUUCCCAAAACACGAGAACUGGUAAAAUGGCUAUUAAAUCAUAACCAUGAGGUCGCCUACACUGUUUACGUUCAAGACAAGCUCAAGACCAACAAGAAGUUUGACGUCAGUGGAAUUAUUGACGAGGUUAGUAAGGGGUAUGUCCAGAAGGACGGUGCAAACGAGCAGACAGUAAAAGAAACACUCAGCAAAAGGCUGCGAUACUGGGAUGAGAACAUGUGUCGAACACGACCUCAUACCUUUGACUUUGUGAUCUCACUUGGCGGUGACGGCACAGUACUAUACGCUAGCUGGUUGUUCCAGCGCAUCGUGCCACCUGUGCUCAGCUUUGCACUAGGAAGCCUGGGUUUCCUGACCAAGUUCGAUUUUGAGGAGUACCAAGAAACACUCACAACUGCCUUUACCAAGGGUGUCACCGUGAGUUUGAGGCUACGCUUCGAGGGCACCGUCAUGAGGAGUCAGCCGCGUAAGAAAGCACAGCUCGAAAAGGGUUCCGAUGAGGACGAGGAACAGCCACGAGAUUUAGUAGAGGAGCUGAUAGGCGAGGAGAGAGAGGAUGAGCAUACACAUCGACCGGAUGGGACGUUUGAGAUUUUGAAUGAGGUCGUGGUGGAUCGAGGACCAAAUCCAACUCUAUCAACUACCGAGAUCUUUGGGGACGACGAACACUUUACCUCUGUCUUGGCCGACGGCAUCUGCGUUUCGACACCGACCGGUUCAACGGCUUACAACCUGGCUGCUGGGGGUUCUCUGUGCCACCCAGAGAACCCCGUGAUGCUGGUGACGUCCAUUUGCGCGCACACGCUAUCUUUCCGACCUAUCAUUCUACCUGACACGAUCGUUCUGCGAGUUGGUGUUCCGUAUGGCGCGAGGACAUCUUCAUGGGCGAGCUUCGAUGGCCGAGAGCGUGUGGAGCUCAAGCCAGGAGACUACGUAACCAUCAGUGCGAGUAGAUUCCCGUUUGCUUCAGUACAGGCUGAAGGACGGAGGAGUGAGGAUUGGGUCAAUAGUAUUAGUGGGAAGCUCGGAUGGAAUACGCGACAGAAGCAGAAGAGCUAUAAAGAGUGGGAGAAAUGA
Molecule: messenger RNA, 1752 nt
Organism: Fusarium pseudograminearum CS3096
Lineage: Eukaryota; Fungi; Ascomycota; Sordariomycetes; Hypocreales; Nectriaceae
Exons: 3
Coding region: 1-1752 (583 amino acids)
Biological process (GO): NADP+ biosynthetic process; NAD+ metabolic process
Molecular function (GO): NAD+ kinase activity
Source: RefSeq, a predicted model, not a curated record